Molecule: messenger RNA, 473 nt
Organism: Oncorhynchus gorbuscha (pink salmon)
Lineage: Eukaryota; Metazoa; Chordata; Actinopteri; Salmoniformes; Salmonidae
Product: UPF0687 protein C20orf27 homolog
Exons: 3
Coding region: 96-458 (120 amino acids)
Source: RefSeq, a predicted model, not a curated record
AUUGUUCCUUGUCAUGUUCUCUGAAGGAGGGUAAUGAUGACAUCACAAAUUCAGACUGAUACAGUGUGAUCCAUCAUUCCUGGCCUGACGUUGACAUGGCAACAGGCAGGAAGGGGUCCACCUCAAAGGGAGGAAGUGUGCGUUUCCCUGACGACGAGGAUGCCAUGGGCUCCCCUGUUCACCGUGAGGACAAAGCCAAUGAUUCUUCCAUCCCUGCUCUCCCAGAGCCUGAUGGGAACUUCCUGGUUAAGGUAGGGUUCCUGAGGAGUCUGCAUCGUUAUGAGAUCGUCUUCACCCUCCCAGAGGUGCCUGUGCUGGGGAAAGAUGUGUGCUCCCUCCCUUCCUCCUCAUCACCAACUCCCAGACCCCUCCUCAAAGUCAACCGUGUCACACCCACACCAGAGGGUACGUUGGAGACCAGGGCCGUAUGCAUUAGGGCAUGUCAAAGAAAACGUUAAACCGUUUUGCAAUGG